CAGGAUCGAUUUCCGGGUCACGGUGGAGGGUGCUCUGUGGCGGCCGAGCGGGGUGGCCUGCAGGAAUGAUCACCAAGACCCAGAUAGGAGACCGGGGCCUUCGGCUUCCAGAGAAAAACAAGAAGAAGAAGGUGGUGGUUAAAGAACCAGAGGCUCAGUACUUGGUUUUGAACAGUAACAGUUAUAACACUGAGGUCUGUCCCACCACAGCCACAUCACCCACGAAGAGUGGGAUCCAGGGCCAGGCACCCGAGACCCCUCUGGUGAAGAAAAAGAAGAAGAAGAAAAAGAAGGAGUACAGCACUGUCUGUGAGGAGCAUCAAGAACCUGAGACCACAUUCCGUGCCAGGCAGACAGAGACGUCUCCCAGCCCCAGGACACAGGCUCUCGCUCCACCCAAGUUCCUCAAUGGGGAGAAGAAAAAGAAGAGGAAGUCCUCAUGGCCUCUGGCUCUGUCUCCUGGUGUGAGGGUGAAGACCUCCCUGGACCCCAGACAGGUCGAGGAAGUGACCAGAGUUGGCAGAAAGCUCAAAAAACACAAGAAGGAGAGAAAGGCCCAGGAGGUGGCAGCCUUCUCGGCCAGGGACGCCCUGCAUGCAGGCUCAGUUGGAAAGAAUGACCAGCAACGGGCAGCCUUGGGGCAGAAGAGGAAGCAGGGAGGCCCCAGGGAACACAACGUGAACCAGAAGAAGAAAACGAAAACCCACCAGGAGGAAGACACCUCCCUUGACCACCCCAAGCCUUCCAGGUCCCUGGAGAGCAGUCCUAGGAAAAGAUGUGCAAAGAAGCCAGUCAAAGUUGAGGCUUCAGAGCACAUCGCGGCAGGAGACAGCCUCAAGGCCCCUGGGAAGAAGAAAACGAAGCCCGCUGAAAGGGCCGGGGAGCCAGGCCCUGAGGAGCCACCUCUGAAGAGGAAGAAGAAGAAGAGGAAGGGGAGCAAAGCAGCAGGACUUUGGAAGGAGGAGCCUGACACAGACUUAGAGGUGGUGCUGGAGAAGAAAGGCAACAUGGACGAGGCACACAUAGACCAGGUGAGGCGAAAAGCCUUGCAGGAAGAAAUUGAUCGUGAGUCAGGCAAAACGGAAGCCUCUGGAACCCAGACGUGGACAGGCACUCAGUUUGGCCAGUGGGAUACUGUUGGUUUUGAAAACGAGGAACAGAAGCUGAAAUUUCUCAAACUUAUGGGCGGCUUUAAAAAUCUGUCCCCUUCAUUUGGCCGCACCCCCGACAUGACCAGGAGGCCUAACAUGGCGCUGGACAGGACGGCGGCCAGCAGCCUGCAGCAGAGCCUGCAGCAGGACUACACGCGGGCCCUGCGCUGGAAGCAUGGCGGGCGCGCGGGCCUUGGCUUCGCCACCCCAAACAAAGUCUUCUAUAUCGACAGGAACGCUUCCAAGUCCAUCAAGUUUGAAGAUUAAACUCUACUGUCUUGUC
Molecule: messenger RNA, 1434 nt
Organism: Myotis daubentonii (Daubenton's bat)
Lineage: Eukaryota; Metazoa; Chordata; Mammalia; Chiroptera; Vespertilionidae
Product: lysine-rich nucleolar protein 1-like
Exons: 1
Coding region: 66-1418 (450 amino acids)
Source: RefSeq, a predicted model, not a curated record